AUGUCUCCGACACCACCAACCCCACAAACAACAACUAUUGAAUUAUCCGCUAUAUCAUUAGCUGCAAAGAUACCUGAUUUUUGGCAGGACCAGCCGCGACUAUGGUUUUUGCAGGUGGAAGCUAUUUUAGCACAACAAAAGGCAGGUGAUCAAUCAAACUACAAUAUGGUCAUCGCAAAAUUAGGAAAGCAAGCAAUUCAGCAAGUUGCGGAUAUCCUUGAGAAGCCGCCUAGUGAGAACAAAUUCGAUACUCUGAAGGCCAGAUUGCUUAGUGUUUACGAGGAGACAGAAGCGAAGAGGUUACAGCAAUUGAUGUCAGACAUGGAAUUGGGUGAGCAACGACCAUCUCAGCUACUGAGGAGAAUGCGUGACCUUGCGCGUGAUAAAAUUCCGGACGACACUUUAAUCUAUUUUUGGCAAGGUCAUCUACCACCAUCGGUAAGGGCAGUCGUAGCGUCAGCAGAAUCAAAAAACUUAGAAAGCCUUGCAAGUAUUGCCGACAAGGUCAUGGAGACGUUUAAACCGAAUGAAGUCGCCUCAAUUCAGACAACAUCGCGCCAAAGUUCACCGAAUGAUUUUAUAACGGCGGAAUUAGCGAAGAUUAACAGCCGCAUCAGUGAAUUAGCCAGCUCUAGUGGACGAGGUAGGAGCCGAAGGAGGAACCGCAGCCAGGGACGUGCACGUAGUCGCUCACGCAACAACAGCCGCUCUGGGAGGACCCCUAACAGCCCUGAUUGGUUGUGUUUCUACCAUUACCGAUACAAGACCAAGGCUAAUAAGUGCGUGCAGCCAUGCAGCUGGAAAGGACAGUCGCCGACGGGAAACUAG
Messenger RNA from Cydia pomonella (codling moth), 828 nucleotides. RefSeq lists its product as uncharacterized. The coding region runs from base 1 to 828 and encodes 275 amino acids. The transcript has a single exon. The record is from RefSeq and is a predicted model, not a curated record. Lineage: Eukaryota; Metazoa; Arthropoda; Insecta; Lepidoptera; Tortricidae.